Messenger RNA from Hemicordylus capensis (graceful crag lizard), 2858 nucleotides. RefSeq names its product modulator of VRAC current 1 (gene MLC1). Gene Ontology annotation, cellular component: cytoplasmic vesicle; endoplasmic reticulum; plasma membrane. Bases 1483 to 2625 code for a protein of 380 amino acids. NCBI's taxonomy places the organism in Eukaryota, Metazoa, Chordata, Lepidosauria, Squamata, Cordylidae. Gene Ontology annotation, biological process: regulation of response to osmotic stress. The transcript is spliced from 13 exons. The record is from RefSeq and is a predicted model, not a curated record.
GUCUGACUUGGUAUAAGGCAGCUUCCAUAUUAGUACUGGAAGGAAAAUUGUAGAAUUAUAAUAAGGUAGAAAGACUGCCUGAUGUUACAUACUGCAGCAUUCACAUUUGUAUUUGAGAUGAGAAGCACCAAACAGCGGUGGGGAAAAUAAAAUGGUUAAAAUAUAUACAUUAGCAGACACAAAACAAACAUUCCAAAAAGCAACAAUCAAUUAACAAUAAACAAUAACAAGCCAGUAACCCUCUAAUUUUUAAUGAAAUUGAUGCAGAAUGGUGCAUGGUGUUUACAAAUGUUUCACAGUAUGAUGUGUACUGAAGUUAAUUUCUACAAUUUUUGUCCAUGUUAAGCUUGUCAUCUUUUGAAAGUAUUUGUAGUUUAUUAGUAUAGCAUUAUAAAGACACAUAAACAUUUGGACAUUUUCCCCUGAGGCAUAAGAAUGGUAUAGGACUAUUUAUAUUUGGUAUUAUAUAUGUUUAGAACUUUAUUGAAGUAUCAAGUAUCUUCAAAACUAUUAAUUGGCUAAUAUUUCCUUUUUAGUAGGAAAAAUAGGAAUGUUUCCAAUCUGUACAAUAACCAGUUUCCUUUAAGAUUAGCAAAACAGUGAAAGGUGGUUUUUCAGUACUGUGUUGCUGGAGUUGUUUCUCAGUCCCAAAGGAAUUUGAAGUGUCUACAAAAGACCAUGUUAUUGCUGCUGUUGCCAGGGUGCCAGCUAUCUUCAGGGUAGAUGGCAUUCUUGUUACUUUGAUUUUUUAAGAAGCAGGGCAGAAAGGGAUUAAAUGGGGCCAAGAGUGUUCCAUGUUAUUACCUACGACGGUUGUAAUUUGCUUUGUUUUAAUACAUAACUGUGCUAAGUGGAGUGGGGAUGUAAAAAUUAAGCAAGUGUGCAGAGUUUCUAACAUAAACCACUAUGAACACAUUCAUUUGUACUGCCAAGAUUUCAGUACCGUGCUUGUUAUAUUAUUUUAGUGUAACAUGUACUCCUAUUUAAAAUACAUUACAUAGAGAUAAAAGUGUGUUUUCUUGAUUUAUGCAUAUCUAAGUCGAAACACUCAGAAGUCUCCCUGAAAUCAGUUACUCUUGUUUCCAAGUGGUCAUGUUUAGGGUGAAGGUAGUAGGGUUUCGACAUUAAUGUUCAGGUGUUUGUUAACUUUUUCCCUUGUGCACACACUUUAUAGUGUUCCUUGCCUUUAAGAUGACUGAAUUAUUGGUUAGCAAGAACGUCUUAUUGUAUUAACUGUAUAUAAAAUAUUCUUAACAUCAGAUAGUAUGGAAUCUCCAUUUAUCAUGCCAAAAAAAUUCCCUGUCCUAAAAGAAUGAUGGAAUCAGCCUUGUGAGAAUAAGAUCUUGUUGAAAGCCAAAGUGGAAGAGCAAACUUUUCAAAGGCAGCAUGAAUCGCUAAGUAGUGAGACUAUAACAAAGUGUACGGAUAAUUCUACCCACAGAACUAUUCAUAGUUGAUUGUUAACUUUCCAGUUUAAGUAUUAUGACAAAGGACGAAGCUUACAGGGAAGAAUUUAGUUAUGAUAGGAUGCCAACUUUGGAACGAGGAAAACAAGAGAAUGGAAAUUAUGCUCCUGAAAUAAAAUCUAGUGAUCUUCAGCUGUCAAAGAGAUUUCAUCCUUGUUUUAGUUAUAGAACAUGGAUCUAUUCUUUGCUGAUGGGGACUUGUAUACUUGUGACCUCUGGAUUUUCACUUUAUUUGGGAAAUGUUUUUCCAUCUGAAAUGGAUUACUUACGCUGUGCAGCAGGUUCAUGUAUUCCCGCAGCAGCUGUGAGUUUUGCCAUAGCCAGAAACAAAGUUAAUGUGAUACCAAAUUUUCAGAUUCUCUUUGUUUCUACAUUUGCUAUCACAACAACAUGUUUAGUUUGGUUUGGGUGUAAACUUGUCCUGAAUCCUACAGCAAUCAAUAUAAAUUUCAACUUGAUUCUCCUAAUUCUACUGGAAAUUUUCAUGGCAACUACUGUAAUAAUUUCAGCUAGGUCUAAUGAGGAGUGCUACAGAAGGAAAAAAACAACCCAGUAUGAUAGUACUAGCACACUGAAUAACAUCAGUUUUCCAACACGGAUCCUGAAAUCCUAUUCAGUAAUUGAAGUGAUUAUUGGAAUUUCUGCUGUAUUUGGUGGAAUAAUCGCUUUGAAUAUGGAUGUACUAGUCUCAGGCCCAUAUCUUUCAGUAACUUUCUUUUGGAUCUUAGUUGCUUGUUUCCCCUGUGCCAUUGCAAGUCAUGUUGCUGCUGAAUAUCCAAGUAAAUGUUUGGUAGAAGUCCUGAUUGCCAUAAGCAGUGUUACAUCUCCAUUAUUAUUCACAGCUUCCGGAUACUUAUCCUUCAGUAUCAUGCGAAUUGUCGAUAUCUUUAAAAACUAUCCACCAGCAGUUAAAUCUUACGAUGUUCUGCUGCUGCUUCUAAUGCUGAUGCUGUUAAUUCAAGCUUUCCUAACCACUGGCACUGUCAUACAGUGUGUAAGCUUCAAGGCAAAAAUGAAAAUGCAUGACUCAUUAUGGGGUGUGCCACAAAUGAACAAGCAAGAGUACAAAACAACAGAUUUUCAAUCAGUGCAUAGGAGUGGAACAUGGCUGGACAUCCUGAUUAAAUGGCUCAGUAGUACUACUCAGGAGUUACUCUAAAGGACUACUAAAUUUCAAUAGGACCUGCUCUAGUAAAUUUGUUUAGAUGUCAGUUUUCAGCAUUUGUCAAUCAUUUAUAUAACUUUAAAAUAAUACUUUCUUCAUGUCUAAUACUGGAAUAUUUGAAAUAAGACAUUUGUAUCUUUGCAUUUCUACCUGCCUCAUAUACUUGGUUAGUCUGGAUUCUACCAUCUUAAUUUUUUUAAUUAUAGUGUUUGAAAUCUUUUUGUUUU